This is a messenger RNA of Xenia sp. Carnegie-2017, 2064 nucleotides long. Its product is annotated as DELTA-alicitoxin-Pse2b-like. Bases 404 to 1726 code for a protein of 440 amino acids. The record is from RefSeq and is a predicted model, not a curated record. The transcript is spliced from 3 exons. Lineage: Eukaryota; Metazoa; Cnidaria; Anthozoa; Malacalcyonacea; Xeniidae.
UAAUGUCAGAAAUCGAUGAACUUAACGGUUGAUCAAUUUCUUUACGAAAUCAUCUGUUUGUAGUUGUGCAUCCAGAGGCAUUUGUAUUCAACAACCACAGAGAGACAAUCUAUACAAGCACAUUUUGUGAUAUUGACAACAAUAGCUAAAAGAACAGAUUUUCUACUUGAAAUAAGAAAACCUUUUGAUCAAACGAAAACUCAGGAACCUGUCAACCGUAGCAGCAUUUGUGUUAAAAAGGAACAGGUCUUUGUACUUUUCACGAUUCUUAAAGUAACGUCAGAAAUCAAUAAAGUGAACGGUCUAUCAGUUUUUUUAAAAAAUCUUCAGUAACAUAAAACAGAUUGGAAGCAUCUUGCCUUUAUAAAGAACGCUGAUUUCGCUGUUAUUGGUAAAGCAACGUAUGAUGAAUCUCCCGUUUACAUUUUUGUUGCUUAUUAUAAAAGCAAUUUCAUAUUUGAAAGCUGAUGGAAAUGUAUUGCUUGGAAAGUCAAUUUACAUUCCUGGAGAGGACCUUUUGGGCUCCAUUCCAAAUGGAAUAGUGUUCUUUGAAGAAAUCCCUGUUGAAUGCUUUGGAAAGGCUGAAAACCCUACUUUAUUAAAGAGUGAUUCAUUUUAUCAAAACACGGAAAAUUUUUUUAAAAGUAUUGCAACAGAACUGAAUUUAAACGCUCAAGUCACAAAAAUUUUCUCUUUGGGUACGACAUUGGAUGCAACAACAAAAAGCAUUGGUGGUGAUCAUCAUGCAGUCAAUGGUGCAUCUUUGAAAAUUGCGACAAAGCACUUUGACACACAACUUUCUUCAGUCUGUCUCUACGAAACGAAUAUUCAAACUAGGGUGUUAGAUGAUUUCUCAGAACUUCCAAGUAACAUUGGUCAACCAUGGUUUAAAGAAUCGUGGAGAGAAUAUGACAUUUUUCUUCAAACGCAUGGUUCGCACGUGAUUACAUCCGUUACGUAUGGAUCAAGCCUUGAUCAAUACGCAUUUGGAGAAGAGUCUUCCUCUUACACACAAAAACAGCUUACAACAAAAGCGUGUGCAGCCUUACCGGGAGAAAUAAUCGGUGCAGCUGGGUUAUCGCUAUCAGCUUGUGCUGGAUUAAACAAAGAAGAUAAGGACAAUAUCAGUAAUGCAAAGAUGACAACAUCCAUCACUGUCCGAGGAGGAACAAUUGAGACAAGAAAUAGACUAUUUGCAGAUACAUCAGCCGAUGUAAUUUUAAAAUUUCUAUCAGAAGGCAAUACAAGCCCUGCUCCAAUUAGAUAUAAGGUUACACCUAUUUGGCAAGUUCUCAUGGGUCAAAAGCAAGUAAAACAAUCAAAUCCCAAAAGAAGUGUUCAAGCAGCAAACUUACAAUAUUAUUUUGAAGGCUUCCUCAAUUUUGAUUGUCCUUAUAUCCCUUCAGAUGAUGAAGGACCAAUUUUUCAACUUUUCAACUACGCGGAACAUUCAACUCCAGAGCGACCGGCCUUUCAAUGUACUAUCGCUCCUGAAGGUUGCCAUCAUGACAAAGACUGCCACAGGGCACUCGGGACCGGGUGCUUGUGCUACGGAAAAUCAAGCGUCCGUCAUCAUUCAAUAGAAAAAGAUGGAGAUAUGAGACUAGUCGCACAACGUCAAAUAACGAAAGAUUGGGACGGAGAUAAAACAUGCUCAAGAAAGAAUGUUGUUGGUAAAUGUUUCUGCAAACAUGAGCGUUUGAAAAGAAAAGUUAUUUUUGGCUAAUAUUUCAUUUUACAAACAGACAGCAAAUUUAUAUUUACCAAAUAUAUCAAACCCAUCACAGUAUUUUCUGUAAAAAGAUAAAUAAAAAUAUUUGACAAACCGAAAGAUUUCUCGUUACGUAAACAUUUACUUCAGAAAAAAAACAAUUAGAUACUCAAUGUUAUAGAGUAUAUGUCCUGCGUAAUUAUUAUUAUUGAAACUAUACUUUGAAUUGCUCCAAAAAUGGGUUUUUCAAUUUCUUUAUCAAUAAAUUAUAACGCUAUAAGCAUUUUCUUAUAUUAAUAAUUACUGGAUAUUUAGGGAUUAAAAGUAUAAUAUUAAUAUAAUCAUCUAAAAAA